UGAACAAAGUUUAACAGUUCACAUUGUUUCCGUUGAAUGUUUGUUCUCUCUCCAACACCUCUUAUCUAGGAUACAGUGCUACUGAGCUGCUUUUUAAAAAGAUCUCUUCUUUAACUACUUAUGCUUGUUGUUUGACAUUAAAGAUAUCUCACAUUUCUUUCUAACUUUUAGCAAUAGAAGAAGUUUUUAUGGCAUGCUUGCCCUUUCAUUUGAAAAUCCCUUGAAAUGAUUUGUUUCUUGUUAGAUAGAUUGCUAGUUAAGUCAUUGUUAUCUAUUUGAUAUCUGAUCUUAAAUCCCUUUGGAAGUAUGUGCGUUUGGACUUUUUUUUAUUAAGCCUUGUUUAAUCUCACAAAUGCAUAAGAACUUGUUCCAAGCAUGUGGAAUGUGUUGAGACAAUCUACUGUUGUUAUGCUAUAACACACUAGCCAUCACCAUGCACAUUUUGCCCGUUGACAAAUACAAGCCUGCCAAGUAUCUCCUCAGUGGAAGAGAGAAGGAUUUAGUGAGCAUACUCCAGACCCACUCUGCCGGGGUCACGGGCGCGUAGAGAAGCUUUCAUGAGGUUGCAAACGAGUGACACUAUUAUUUAAUUUUGCUAGUUCCUUUUCAGCACAGAGAGGGUACGCUUAUUAAUUUAACAUGUGUAUGCGGGCCAUAUUCACUGGGAUACUAAUGAUCGAAAUGUAAAUGAAUGGGAAGAAUAAUAAGGCUUUUUUUUUAUGUAUAUUGAAGAGAGUCUCUCAUGGGAGGUGACUGCAGAAAGCAUUCACACUGUCUCACUGACACAGAAAUCAGUAGUAGAGUGUGUAGCAAAGCUGGGUUUCCUGUUUGUUCUCCAACUGAAGCAUCGUGGAGGAGAACAUUGUGAUGUAGGCUAAAGUGAUGUCAUGUACAGAGGAAGAGACACUUGCUAAAUAAUCGCUCGUUUUUGAGCAACCUGUGGUGCGUGCGUCAGUCGCCAGAAGUUAACUUCUUCAUCCAGCAAAGGCUAUAGACCAAAGUUAUUCCCAACACAUGUGCGAUCUAGAGAGGGUAGAGGAGUGGUGAGGGGAGAACAGCAUCAGGCAAAAGAAGGUACUUUCACACCUGUAUGGCACAUGCUUGUGUUCAGUUCUACUUUGUGGGGGUGUGAGUUUACAUUUUGGAAUAAACUGUUAUGCUGACCAGAUUCCAGGAAAGAUUUAGUUCUCAGACAGUCUUCGCAGUCAAACAUGCAUGCAAACACAUAUCACAGCAAUGAAUCUUCAUUCAGAUUGUUAUUUUGUUGGUGAUUAGGGUUUAAGGUUUAAAUGUUGGGGCGCGAACCUUGAAGGCUUCUUUGAAAUCUGCGUCUGUGCUGUUGGUUGAUGUGUGAUUUGUAGGUAAGAUAGAUUCUUCUUUGUUUUAAUGUACAGCGUGAUCUGUUGCCUGCAUGGCUCUGUGUGAGUGAGUGAGUGAGUGUGUGUGUGUGUGUGUGUGUGUGUGUGUGUGUGUGUGAGAGAGACGCAGGGAGGAGGUGCUCAAGCAGAUAGUGCGUUAGCUAAUGGUGUCUGAGAGCAACUGGGCAGGGCUGACAGAAGUGCAAUAACAUCAUGACAUCACCAAGAGGAAGGAGAGAGAGAGAGAGAGAGAGAAAGAGAGAGAGAGAGAGAGAGAGAGAGAAGGGGGGUAGCUAAGCCACUCGAAGAGGGCCAGCAGUCACAGCAGAGAGCAGAGGGAGAGAGAGGGAGAGUGUGCGUGUGCACAGAAGAGGGGAGAACCCAGCACUGCACCAGCUCCAGAAAGGAGGCUCUCUUCUCAGGAUUCGUGUGGAUUUCCCAUCCUCCCCAUCGCGUUUCUCCUUCCCCUCUCCCCCUUCCCCCUUCCCCCUCGUCCUCUGGCCGUGAUCGCCUCCCCUCCCCUUCGCCCAUCCUGCUCCGGGCAUGCUACUUAAGCCCAAGUAUGGCCGCUUCCGCAACGACUCUGUGACCUCCUCCGACGACCUGAUGCAGAGCUUAGCCAUGAGCGGGAAGGUGGCCGCCACGCCGGUGGCCGCUCCGCCCGCGCCGGGCUCUCCGCCGCCGCCGCCGCCCUCGGAGUCCGCCGCCCUGCCCCCGCCCCCGGCCCAGGAGCCGGCCGACUCGCCUGCCGCGGAUGGCGAGCAGGACGGCGCCACCACCUUCUGCAUGCUCAUCCCCAAGAUGCCCCAGUGGAAGUUCUCCAACGCUCUGCUGAGUCGUAGCCCCUCCUCCAGCAGCAGCUCCAGCUCCAGCUCCGGCAAGGACUCCGGCAGGGCCCCCGGGGCUGAGGCGUCAGGGGCGGCCCCCGGCGGCCCCGUGGCCAGCCUGGCCGCUGCGCUCAACUCCUGUGACCCCGGGUGUGUGGGUCCCUGUUCCCUGCAGGCUGGCAGCAGACAGAGGGCCGCUGCCGUGGGCUCAGCCAGUCCCAGAGGCUCUGGUGGUGUGGGGACGGUGGAGGGGAGCCCGGGGGGUUCCGGGAGCUUCCGGACAGGGAUGAACCGCAGGACCAGGGUGGAGGGCAUUUGUCUGGGUGGAGAGGAGCUCAACCACAAGGGCAGCUUCAUCCACAAACCCUCCCAGGGAUGGCUGCACCCUGACAAAAAGAUUAGCAGCACGGGGGCAUCCUAUAUCGUCAGGUAUAUGGGCUGUAUUGAAGUGCUCAAAUCGAUGCGUUCACUGGACUUUACCACUAGAACCCAGGUGACAAGGGAGGCUAUCAACAGGCUGUGUGAUGCUGUUCCAGGAGGAAAGGGUGUAUGGAAAAAGAAGACUGCCAGCAAGGCCCUCCAGGCGAUCAUGGGGAAGAGUAACUUACGCUUCGCCGGAAUGAGCAUCGCUGUCAACAUCUCCACCGAGGGCCUGAGUCUACACGUGCCCACCACCCGGCAGGUGAUUGCACAUCACCCUAUGCAGUCCAUCUCAUUUGCUUCGGGAGGAGACACGGACACGCCCGAUUAUGUUGCAUAUGUGGCCAAAGAUCCUGUCAAUCAAAGAGCCUGCCACAUUCUGGAGUGUAGCGACGGCCUCGCGCAGGGCGUCAUCAGCACCAUCGGCCAGGCCUUCGAGCUUCAGUUCAAACAGUACCUGCACAGCCCACCCAAGGUCAUCCUCAGCCUGGACAGGAAUAUCCGGGUGGAGGAGUCAGCGUGGGGGGAUGACGAGGAGUCAUCGGAGCACGAUUACUACAACAGCAUCCCCGGGAAAGAGCCGCCACUGGGGGGGGUGGUGGACUCCAGGCUGAAGCCCCCGCCGGCGCUGCUGGGCCACGCCCUCAGCAUGCCGCACGGCAGGACACUGCAGGCUGGCUGUGUCACACGGAGAGACGCCUCCUCGCUCCCUACACCUCAGCUGUGUCACGAAGUGCGCUGGGACACAGAGGACAGCAGCAGCUCGAAUUUGACAUCUGAUGGGUAUUUGCGAACAGAUGGGCACCCCCCUAGUGUCCGGGACUACGAGGAGCACCUGUAUGUAAACACUCAGAGCCAGGAAAGCAUGGAGCCGUUGGUAGGCGCACGGGGAGGGUGCAGAGCGGAGAGCCCCAAGAAAGACAUCUUUGACAUGAGGCCAUUCGAGGACGCCCUGCGGAUGCACGAGGCCGGCAGCGUCUGCGUGCUAGAGGACCAGUGGCCGAGCCCGCCCCGGCGCCGUGCUCCAGUGGCCCCCACCGAGGAGCAGCUCCGCCGCGAGGCUUGGUACCACGGUCGCAUGAGCCGUCGGGACGCCGAGAAGCUGCUGGCCCGAGAUGGGGACUUCCUGGUGCGCGACAGUGCCACCAACCCGGGCCAGUACGUUCUGACUGGGAUGCACUGCGGCCUGCCCAAGCACCUGCUGCUGGUUGACCCGGAGGGGGUGGUACGCACUAAAGACAUGCUCUUCGAGAGCAUCAGUCACCUGAUCAACUACCACCUGAGUAACAAGCUGCCCAUCGUAGCGGCUGAGAGUGAGCUCCACCUUCAGCAGGUGGUGUGCAGGAAACAGUGACCUCCACCUGGACAACGCACACAGAAGGGUUUUAACGGCCUGAUUCUGCGCAGCCGAGGCCCAGGGUCCCCACACUUUUGCCUUAAAUGUGGAUACUAAGCUUCCGUUGGGUGCACUGGACAUGUGGUAUUGCAGAUGUGGGAAUCGAACUACGACUCCCAGCAUGCCUUCCUCUUCAGGCCAAGCUGACAAACCCAGGGCUUUAGCAGACAUCUUACGGAAGGGGAGGCUCUGAACAGAAGUCGACUGUGCGUUUCACGAUGUGUAGCAUUAGGACGCCCCAUUCUGAUUUUACUCUGAGGUGUAAUCCAAGUGCCCUGUUUUCAAAAUGUGAGCGAUCAGUGAUUAUGCUUGCGGGCUUUAUGAUCAGUGUGUCGACUUUGCAGUCAGAUGUAUUUAGUUGAUUCUGGAAUCAAAGUAUUAUAGGAAGUGGGCAGUAUGUGAAUUGUUCUCAGGAUGCAGUAUUUCAUAUGGACCUUAUGUGGGCGUAUGAUAUUUCCUAAGCUUAAUUGUUCAAGCCUGUCUUAUGCAACCAUAUCACAUACAUGUUUAAUUUAUUAGGCCUCAGGACCAAAUGCUAGGUCAUGCUUAUGUAAGAGUAAAAAAACAAAACAAAACUACACAAAUACCAAUUGUUAUAGCAAUUAAGAAAUUUGUUUUGCAGAGCAGACUGGCAUAUUGCAUACUGGAGGCAUAUAAUUUCUUUUUUAAAAACUAUAUAAAAUAACUGACCAAAUGUAGGUCGGCUAACAUUUCAUGCAGCUGCGUAUUAUAUAUGUGGAACAGUCCCCAAAAGUCUACAUUCCCAUAAGGGGUAAUAAUAUGGAUUUUCAUCUUUCAAAUACCAUAAUUUAAGGUGGGUCAAGACACCAAAGUCACUAGAAAAUCCGUAUAAGCUUCGGAAUUAUUUUUCCGAAGGUUUUUAAUGAUUUCUUUCUUAUUCUUCAUUUUUCACUUGUACAGAGUUUUCCAUCGUUCACAGAGGCCCUGAUCUCCCCACGCUAGCCACUAACGUUUUCGCAUGCACACUGCUCCCCUUAUCUCGUGCUGCAGCGGAAACGGUCGUAAGAAUCACGGGAACGAUCGCAGUGGCGUUCGCCCUUGUUUCUCCGUGGGACUCUGUAAUGGCCCAGACGUACCAGACAGAUCUGAUCGUCAUCUGUGUUCUUUAUUAGAGCAACAACAACAACAAAAACAUAAAAAGAUCUGAGCAGAGAGAUCACCUUAGUGUUCUAGACGCACCAAGUUCUGCAUAAAUGAUGAUUUCUUUAAAUUCUAUUAGCGAUCAGAAAGUGUUAUCCACAAUAGUGCGAGAUUGGAUGUCGGUCAGCGAAAAUGAACACAACAGCGCAUUUGGAGAACUUUGACCCUUGUAAGCUUGGAUUGAUUGGUAUUAAUUUUUAACCUUGUAUUUCCUUUUCUGUAAAUGAUUGAUUUGGGAAAGAAAUUAGUAAGGAAAGUAGAAAUAGUAAUCUAUACUGAACUAGCCAAAGAUGUGUUUUGAAGAUGAAAUUAGGUGUUGCCCCCCACUUAAGAGUUGAGUUAUUGAGCUCAUAAAAUUAUUCUAAUUUUUAAAUAAUUUUUUCUUGCCUGGUUUUUGUUUUGUUUUUGAUAGGCAUGUUGUCAGUAACCCUAAAAUCAGGAAAUUAUAAUAAAAGGAUUAUACUAUUGUA
Electrophorus electricus (electric eel) is the source of this 5632-nucleotide messenger RNA. It is a transcript of the gene shc2, whose product is annotated as SHC (Src homology 2 domain containing) transforming protein 2. Gene Ontology annotation, cellular component: plasma membrane. Lineage: Eukaryota; Metazoa; Chordata; Actinopteri; Gymnotiformes; Gymnotidae. Gene Ontology annotation, molecular function: receptor tyrosine kinase binding. The record is from RefSeq and is a predicted model, not a curated record. Gene Ontology annotation, biological process: cell surface receptor protein tyrosine kinase signaling pathway; intracellular signal transduction.